Molecule: messenger RNA, 4419 nt
Organism: Pipistrellus kuhlii (Kuhl's pipistrelle)
Lineage: Eukaryota; Metazoa; Chordata; Mammalia; Chiroptera; Vespertilionidae
Gene: MED23
Product: mediator complex subunit 23
Exons: 30
Coding region: 191-4321 (1376 amino acids)
Biological process (GO): regulation of transcription by RNA polymerase II; positive regulation of gene expression
Cellular component (GO): mediator complex; transcription regulator complex
Source: RefSeq, a predicted model, not a curated record
GCCCUUCCCGGCGCUUCCGCUGCGGCCUCGGCGCUGCGCUGGGCCCCAGGGGGACUCCGCCGAGCGCGGGAGCGGGAAGCGACCCUGUCCCCGCGCCGAUCCCCGCGGCGCCCCCGCCCCUGCGCGGGUCCGUGGCCGGAGCUCGGGCCGCUUCCCGGGCCGCGGGCCGGGCGCCCGGGGGAGGCGGGCGAUGGUGCAGAUGGAGACGCAGCUCCAGAGCAUUUUUGAGGAGGUGGUGAAAACGGAGAUUAUAGAAGAGGCUUUCCCUGGAAUGUUUAUGGACACGCCUGAAGAUGAGAAAACGAAACUCAUUAGCUGUUUGGGGGCCUUCCGACAGUUUUGGGGUGGCCUUCCUCUGGAAUCUCAUUUACAGUGCAUCCAGUGGAUUGUUAAAUUCAUUCAUGGCCAGCAUAGUCCUAAAAGAAUUUCUUUUCUUUAUGACUGCUUAGCAAUGGCAGUUGAGACUGGUCUCCUUCCACCCAGGAUGGUGUGUGAAUCCCUGAUAAACACUGAUACUCUUGAAUGGGAAAGAACACAACUUUGGGCCCUAACUUUUAAACUGGUUCGGAAAAUAAUUGGUGGAGUGGAUUAUAAGGGUGUUCGAGAUCUCUUAAAAGUGAUUUUGGAGAAAAUCUUGACAAUUCCCAAUACAGUGAGCUCAGCUGUUGUACAACAGCUUCUAACAGCAAGAGAGGUGAUAGCAUAUAUCUUGGAAAGAAAUGCCUGUUUGUUACCAGCGUAUUUUGCAGUCACAGAGAUCAGAAAACUGUAUCCUGAGGGAAAACUUCCACAUUGGUUACUUGGAAACCUAGUGUCAGACUUUGUGGAUACCUUCAGGCCCACAGCAAGGAUAAACUCCAUUUGUGGCCGUUGCAGCCUUCUGCCAGUUGUAAAUAACUCAGGCGCCAUGUGUAAUUCAUGGAAAUUGGAUCCUACAACUCUUCGUUUUCCUUUGAAAGGCCUUCUGCCAUAUGAUAAGGAUCUGUUUGAACCACAGACUGCUUUGUUGAGAUAUGUAUUGGAGCAGCCUUAUUCCAGGGAUAUGGUCUGCAAUAUGCUAGGUUUAAAUAAGCAGACCUUGAACAUUGCUCAGCACAAGCAGCGCUGCCCUGUGCUGGAGGACCAGCUGGUGGAUCUGGUGGUCUAUGCCAUGGAGCGAUCCGAGACUGAGGAGAAGUUUGAUGAUGGGGGAACAAGCCAACUCCUGUGGCAGCAUCUCUCGAGUCAGCUCAUUUUCUUUGUGCUUUUCCAGUUUGCAAGUUUUCCACAUAUGGUCCUUUCUCUUCAUCAGAAGUUAGCAGGGCGAGGACUGAUCAAAGGCAGAGAUCAUCUGAUGUGGGUUCUCCUGCAAUUUAUUUCUGGAAGUAUUCAGAAAAAUGCACUAGCUGAUUUUCUCCCUGUCAUGAAACUCUUUGACCUUCUGUACCCAGAAAAAGAAUGUAUCCCAGUUCCUGAUAUUAACAAACCUCAGUCAACUCAUGCCUUUGCAAUGACUUGCAUUUGGAUUCAUCUUAAUAGAAAAGCCCAAAAUGACAACUCCAAACUACAGAUUCCAAUACCUCAUUCCCUAAACCUUCACCAUGAGUUCCUACAGCAGAGUCUUAGAAAUAAAAGUUUACAGAUGAAUGAUUAUAAGAUUGCCCUGCUGUGUAAUGCCUACUCUACAAAUUCAGAAUGUUUUACAUUACCCAUGGGAGCUCUAGUAGAAACUAUUUAUGGAAAUGGAAUUAUGAGGAUACCUCUUCCUGGAACGAGCUGUUUGGCUUCAGCAUCUAUUACUCCCUUACCAAUGAACCUCCUGGAUUCACUGACAGUUCAUGCCAAAAUGAGCCUUAUCCACAGCAUUGCUACCAGAGUGAUAAAACUUGCUCAUGCAAAGUCCAGUGUGGCCUUGGCUCCAGCCCUGGUGGAAACUUACAGUCGUCUAUUGGUCUAUAUGGAAAUAGAGUCUUUGGGCAUCAAAGGAUUUAUCAGUCAGCUUUUGCCAACCGUUUUCAAGUCUCACGCCUGGGGGAUCUUACACACACUUCUUGAGAUGUUCAGCUACCGGAUGCACCACAUUCAGCCUCAUUACAGAGUUCAGCUCUUGAGUCAUCUUCAUACUUUGGCUGCAGUUGCACAAACAAAUCAGAACCAGCUCCAUCUCUGUGUUGAGAGCACUGCUCUUAGGCUUAUAACAGCCUUAGGUAGCUCCGAGUUACAGCCACAGUUCACACGCUUCCUUAAUGACCCCAAAACAGUGCUGUCCGCGGAAUCCGAAGAACUGAACCGAGCAUUGAUAUUGACCUUAGCUAGAGCAACUCACGUGACAGAUUUUUUUACAGGCUCUGACUCAAUUCAGGGAACUUGGUGUAAAGACAUACUUCAGACCAUUAUGAGUUUUACUCCUCAUAACUGGGCUUCACAUACUCUUAGCUGUUUUCCAGGCCCACUACAGGCAUUCUUCAAACAAAAUAAUGUACCUCAGGAAAGCCGUUUUAAUCUGAAAAAAAAUGUGGAGGAGGAGUAUAGGAAGUGGAAGUCAAUGAGCAAUGAAAAUAACAUCAUCGCCCACUUUUCUAAUCAAGGCUCUCCUCUCUUCCUUUGUCUUCUCUGGAAAAUGCUCUUGGAAACAGAUCAUAUUAAUCAGAUUGGUUACAGGGUAUUAGAAAGAAUUGGAGCCAGGGCCUUGGUUGCCCAUGUGAGAACCUUUGCAGAUUUCCUGGUAUAUGAAUUCUCUACAUCAGCUGGGGGUCAGCAACUCAACAAAUGCAUUGAAAUUCUUAAUGACAUGGUAUGGAAGUACAAUAUUGUUACAUUGGACAGAUUAAUUCUCUGCCUGGCCAUGCGUAGCCAUGAAGGAAAUGAAGCCCAGGUUUGUUAUUUCAUAAUUCAGUUGCUGUUACUCAAACCAAAUGAUUUUCGAAACCGAGUAAGUGACUUUGUGAAGGAAAAUUCCCCAGAGCACUGGCUGCAGAACGACUGGCACACCAAGCACAUGAAUUACCACAAGAAAUAUCCUGAGAAGCUGUAUUUUGAGGGCCUGGCGGAGCAGGUCGAUCCUCCCGUGCAGAUCCAGUCACCCUAUCUGCCCAUCUAUUUUGGCAACGUGUGUCUCCGAUUCCUUCCUGUAUUUGAUAUAGUAAUCCACAGGUUUUUAGAGUUGCUUCCCGUCUCCAAAUCACUGGAGACUCUCCUAGAUCACCUAGGAGGGCUGUAUAAAUUUCAUGAUCGUCCAGUGACUUAUUUGUAUAAUACUCUGCACUAUUAUGAAAUGCACCUGAGAGAUCGUGCAUUUCUCAAACGAAAACUUGUUCACGCGAUCAUCGGCUCUCUGAAGGAUAAUCGACCGCAGGGCUGGUGUCUAAGUGACACUUACCUGAAAUGUGCUAUGAAUGCCCGAGAAGACAAUCCUUGGGUCCCAGAUGACUCCUACUAUUGCAGACUGAUUGGCCGACUAGUGGAUACGAUGGCUGGCAAGUCUCCUGGUCCAUUUCCAAACUGUGACUGGAGAUUCAAUGAGUUUCCCAAUCCAGCUGCCCAUGCACUGCAUGUUACUUGUGUGGAGCUCAUGGCCUUAGCUGUUUCGGGCAAAGAAGUUGGAAAUGCUCUUCUAAAUGUUGUGCUAAAAAGUCAGCCUUUAGUGCCACGAGAGAACAUUACAGCAUGGAUGAAUGCAAUUGGAUUGAUCAUCACUGCUCUACCAGAGCCAUAUUGGAUUGUCCUUCAUGAUCAAAUUGUGAGUGUCAUCAGUAGUCCCAGCUUGACAUCUGAAACUGAGUGGGUUGGCUAUCCAUUCCGCCUCUUUGACUUCACUGCUUGUCAUCAGUCCUACUCCGAGAUGAGCUGUAGCUAUACGUUAGCUCUAGCGCAUGCUGUGUGGCACCAUUCUAGCAUUGGGCAACUUUCUCUCAUUCCCAAGUUUCUCACUGAAGUACUUCUUCCUAUAGUGAAGACUGAAUUCCAAUUGCUUUAUGUGUACCAUCUUGUGGGACCAUUUUUACAAAGAUUUCAGCAAGAGAGAACUCGGUGUAUGAUAGAGAUUGGUGUGGCAUUUUAUGACAUGUUGCUGAAUGUAGACCAGUGCAGCACCCACUUGAAUUACAUGGAUCCCAUCUGUGACUUCCUAUACCAUGUGAAAUAUAUGUUUACUGGUGACAGCGUGAAAGAGCAAGUAGAGAAGAUUAUCUGUAAUUUAAAACCAGCUUUAAAACUUCGUCUUCGAUUCAUCACACACAUUAGCAAGAUGGAACCAACUACAGUACCUCCACAAGCCAUAAAUAGUGGGUCUCCAGCCCCUCAGUCUAACCAAGUGCCAGUGUCUUUACCAGUCACUCAGUGAAGUCAGCAUGCACCGUGCUGCAAUGGAGAUAACACCUGUCUUUCAGAGUGGACCUGUUAAAUCUGAACGUGGUCAUACUACAUAGUGAUGUAGUAGAA